Molecule: messenger RNA, 3541 nt
Organism: Drosophila serrata
Lineage: Eukaryota; Metazoa; Arthropoda; Insecta; Diptera; Drosophilidae
Biological process (GO): cilium assembly
Cellular component (GO): microtubule; cilium
Molecular function (GO): microtubule binding
Source: RefSeq, a predicted model, not a curated record
AGUGGAGCUUCGGUGCUUCGGUGGUGUCUUUGCUUUUUUUGGGGAGCUUUGGUGCGCUUGCAGAUAUUGGAUUGGAUUGGAUUGGAUUAGAUUGGAACUCCAGUCGCCCUUUGGUAUUUUCUGUGGUCUAGGAAGUGGCAGUGCAAUGAACUGACAUGAUUACGGGACCGGAGGCCAGGCAAACGCACAGGUUGUUGGACUUGAAGAAGCAGCAAUGGGCCAAGGAGAGAGAGGAAAUCGCUCGCAUGGAUGAGAUGUAUCAUCACCAGCACACCUCGCACCACAAGAUCGAGCGCACCUCCAUUCGCACCUACUAUUCGAACCUGGAUCUCAGCCAGAGUUCCACCUCGAACCAGACCUCCAGUCACUCGCGCCGAGCCCCGCAGCAGGAUGUGCAAUUGAUUAUCCGGCCGCAGGACUAUAGGCAGGGCAACCAGGCCUAUAUGAAUCAGUUGGAGCGGUACAUAGAGGAUCUAGACGUAGACGCCGAUGCGGAUUUCGAGGACGAGGACGAGUCCAUGUAUCGACGAACCAGAAGGGGCAGCUAUGCCCCCGGCAUGACCUCCCGCCAGAUGCAGAACCCGGCACGCUACAUGGAUCUGGUUCCCACAUCCCUGCAAACGGCCAAGGGCAGGAUGCAGCAUUCGCGACAGGGUCAGCAGCAGCAGCAGCAAUUGCAUCAGCAACUUUUAAUGCAGCAGCAACAUCAGCAGCAACAUAUGCAACAACAGCAGCAGCAGCAGCAGCGCUUGCGAAGCCCCAGUUUGCCAGCAAUUCGUCAAAGGGGGAGGCAUCAGGAGAAGCCAGGAGCAGCAGGAGCACCAGGAGCACCAGGAGCAGGAGCAGCAGCAGCAGCAGGGAAGCCAACUGACAUUGAUCCCGGCAACGGGGGGCCUCAUCGAUUAAACAACAACAAUCCCCCGGCGGCUGGCGGUUGCCAGGAGGAGGACACUUCCGGCUAUCUGAGCGAUACACCCAAGAAUCCCCACACCCCGGACAUUUGGUUCAACGACGGUGCCAGCCAAAUCGAGAGCAUUAGUGGAGUGGGCAGUGCCAGUGUCCUGGAUGGAGUCGGAGGCGCAGUCCUGGGCGCUGUGGGUGGAGGUGCGGCUGGUUGCCGACGCCUCCGCCGAUCGAUACAGGUUGGCACUGCAGCUGCACCGAUUCCGGGACCGAUUCCCAACCCACUUCCACAUCCCCUGCCACCCCCGGGAAAUCCGCUGAGCAAGGCGUACACCAUCAAGGGACGACGUGUGCCAGGGCAGGGAUAUGAGCCGCUGGCUGCCGAUGGAUACAUGGCCGAUGGAUACUGCUACAUGCCCGCUCCGCCCAGCUCCUCGAACCUGAGCCUCAGCCGCGACGUGUCCACCUCGAACACCUACCAGGUGCACAUUGGGAAUCCGGAGCAUGGAGACUUCUAUGUCCAUGAGCAACACGAACGGGAACGUGCUCGAUGGGCCAACUUCAACGGCGGUCAUGCCGGCUCGCAGCAAGGACCAAGUUGGCUCAAUCGUGGAAUGCACGAUCUUAAGGACAGCGAGGACGAUGUCCAAUCCAUGCAAUCCUCCUCCACAUAUCUGCGAGGUCAGAAUGCUCCACUGGAUGCCCAUACCCUGGCCGAGAGGAUGGACAAGCGACGCAAGGCUGCCGAGUAUCACAAUGCCAUCAAGAAGCAACUUCAUGAGCGAGAGUUGAUACGAAAAUGGGAGCUGGAAAGGCAUCGGCAGGAGGAGGCCAUCGAGGAGGAACGAUUGCGCAGACAGAACCACAUGGAGCAAGAGCGAUUGGAUUUUGAGCGAAGGACUCUCCUCGAACGUGAGGAAGCCCAGCAAAAGAAGCAGCAGGUUAUCCUAGAUGCCAUCCAAAAGGCCGAAGUGGCUGCUAGGAUGGAGAAGCAGAAAAAACGAUUGGAUCGGCAGACAACCAAGAUAUCCCAGGACACUGAGGGUGAUGAAUCCGAGCUACUACGCGUUCAGUCCGUCGAGGAGGAGGAAGAGGAUGAGCCAGUGGCAACGGGGAAACAAGAAUCUUGCCCCGUAGAGGAACCUUCGAAUACCCCCCGAGGUCCGCCGCCUGUAGUCACUGAGGAGAAGGUCCUGAUCGGCACACCCAUCAAUCUUCGACGCACCGUCACCAAGCCCAUCAAGCAACCCACGGAUUCCAAAAAGGAGGAGCCCAAAGGACCCAGGCAGACCUCUUUCCUGGGAGAGGACAAGGAGAAUAUGGCCCUGUUAAUGCAACCAGCUACCCUAAUCCCAUUGCCUGUGACUAGCGAUAUUUUUGGACUGCAAAACGCCAUUGGUAACCUCCAGAUAGCCACUUAUUUUGUGCAGCAACCGAUGCAGAAGCCUCCACAAACCGCUUGCUCCUAUUCAAAGGCCACGAUGACCCAUCGCACAGAUACUUCGAUAUACACCGAGGAUGGCUAUCAGGCGGAGAAGGAGGAUGAGGAACCCAUGGAGACGGCGAGAUCUGGCAGAACCGACUUAGUAACUGCCAGUGGUUGCUUCUCUCCAGACUCCCUGGAGGUCGAUGUAGCCCCUGUUUCGAUCCCGGAACAGGAUAAGCUGGCCCUGAUUCCUCUAAAGACUCCGCUUCAUUUGAGCAACCCAAAUAACACGGCUGAGGGAGAUGAGCUUCAUCAGGAGCUGGGCCAACAGGCCGAUGUGGAAACCCAGACAGAGCUGCCCCUAAACUGCGACCUCUGCCUGUUCCACGAUAAUUUCUACAAGGUUCUGCUUAAGCGAGAGGUGUCCACCACGACCACCACACAGACCUCCAAGAGUCAGACCCAACCCGCUAAGGAAUCCACUGCUGAAAAGGAUCACGAGACCACAACAACGACCACCACAACCACGACGACCACAUUCAAGGCCAAGAGCAAGGACAAGGACAAGGACAAGAGCCUGAAGAAGAGUCUGGGCAAGGAAAAGGAUGCCAACAAGAUGGACGAUCGUCCCAAGUGGGGAGUCAAUCGUCCCGUGGUGCAGUACGUCAAGGCCAGCGAUCGGGAUCCCUUCUGCCUGCGCAAAAAGAAGAACCAUCCCAGCACGGCCAAGCCACCACGAUCCCAGUCCAUGGACUCCCGCCUGGACAGUGUGGCGGGAAUGCCAGAGGAGCAGUUGAUGAACCUCGCCGGCGGACCCCCAUCGGCAGCCGGGGAACAGGAGGAGGAGGGAUUCCUGCUCAAGGCCCGAAAUGUAUGCACUGAAAUCCUACCUAUUAAGACCGACGAGAAGGGACGCAUUUUCCUCAAUUUCCGCGAGGCCAGCGCUAUAAUGAACGAGGAUGAGAUCAAGGAUAAGCUGCGCCAAAAGUAUUUCAAUUUCGGAAGGAUCCUGCCACGCCGCAGCUGGGCCUCGGCCACCCAGCAUGCAUUGCCCUUCAGUGCAGUGACCACUGCUCCACCUCUGCAGACCACGGUGGGUGACCUGGCAGAUGAUUGAGUCCUGAAUCGGAUAGGAUCUUGGGUAAAUCAUUGAUUGACCAAACUUUUACUAUGCCUUAACCCCCGACAAAUGGAACGACUGUAAACCAUAUU